Molecule: messenger RNA, 2588 nt
Organism: Bursaphelenchus xylophilus (pine wood nematode)
Lineage: Eukaryota; Metazoa; Nematoda; Chromadorea; Rhabditida; Aphelenchoididae
Source: the annotation of a GenBank genome assembly
AUGAGUGCCAAACUUGUUCUUCUCCUGCUCUUGGGCAUUGUGUACGGAGCGAAGUACGAUGGGAGCAUCUAUGGGGUCGAUAAUCAAUUGACGUUGGAGAGAAUCGGAGAUGCGUUGGUUGGUAGGUUGAAAAAAUAAAAUGCUAAAAAAUAGCGUCGGAUUUGGCCCAGGUUUUGUGGGCUUGGUGUAUGUCGAAUAGCUCAAUGCGCAAUGUUCAGAUUUUCUUCAAAUCUUGCACACACAUUGGGCAAAGACUAGAUAUCAAUUCCUGAAGUUAUCAGCUCGCGAUUUGCAAGGAGAGCCGAGAUAUUCAACGAUCUUUUCGACGAGAGAGUACGAGAAAAUCGGAGUGCGGUAUAGAGAAGACCACUAUUUGGUCGUACCUUUGCCAGUUCCGCAUAAAAAAUGAUAUUUUUGUAGCAUCCUUAACCUGUACGAUAGAAAUAUGCAAGCACUAGACGCAGAAUUUUGCAAAAGGCUAUCUUUUUUACGAUCUUCCGGCCUAAAAAUCUCGGUUGUUCCUGCAAAGCGCGAGCAUGGAGACUUGGGAGAACAUAUUGGUCUAGAAUAGAGGUGACAAUCGGGUCUUGCCCGGUGAUUGGGCCGGACCGGGCCUGAGCAGAUCUGAAAAAGCCACGGGACGGCCCGAUUGCCACCUCUAGUCUAUUUCUGCCUCAAUUUUCAUCAAAAUCUGAGCGUCGAACAUGGGCUAUUUCUCUUGUAAGGCUUACACCAGAUUUCCGAACGAAUCUAUUUUCAAAAGGGCAUGCUAUCUUACAGCAAUGGGUUGAAAUCGCAAUUGAAGUUAGAGAUCUUACUGCACUACAUUGACCAAUACCCCUUUCAGGCUCCAUCUCCAUCGGAACGCCCGCUCAAGACUUUAGCCUAGCCUUCUCGACCGAGUCCAGCUCUUUGUGGGUUCCCGACACCAAAUGCCCUUGUAAUUCGGAGUGCACUAUCGGUAGGUAAUCCUUUGGAUAAAACACUGAACUUUUAGGAGGUGACGCACUGUGCUAUGCGUCGUGCAAAUUCCACUGCUGCUCGAAGGCCAACAAUGACGAUGACGUUGGGUUGUGCGACAAGAAGAAUGUGUACAACCCCGAGGAAUCGCAGUCACAUACUGCUCGUAAGUUAUGAGAACAUCAACCUCAAACGUUUUCGGUAGAGUUGGAAAUUUUAUGUAUUCUUGAGGAGGUUGAUGCUGUUGGGUUCACACAUAAGUCAUACCAGGCGUAGGAAAGAUGAUGCUCCAAGAAAAGGUUGUAUCAGCGUGUCGGGAAAAUAGUGAGCACUCCGUCGCAUUAAAAAUCGCAUCACCGAAAAUGGUGUUGCGGCUGAAUCAAAUUUCUUUUCACUUCAGCGACCGCAGCCACAAGGUGCUCAUUAUGUUCCCUACAGACUGGUAGGAGGUGAUUACGAGGCCUGGAAAGGCAGUUGAAUGCUCGGCGGAGACUUGGCGAAGAUUUACAAUAUGAUAUUUUUUUAAGAGGCGUAACUUUUAUCUAGAAAUUAGUAAUGUGAGUACAUGUAAAAUAAUUCAAAAUAAGUGAAUCAGGAAUACCCUAGGACCUGCUCAACUUUUGGAUUAGAAUUUCUAUUAAUAAGUCAUCUUCUAGCCUCCUCUAUGCAUACAACGACCAAAAUGUCGAUGACCCGAAAAGUCAUUGUGCCCUGCGGACAAAUUCUAAUUACAAUAUUUCUUCAGGUUCCGCUCGUCUAACCGAAAUCAUCUCCGGAACCCCGACAAACCUGACCUCCGCCUACGAAACCGUUCAUUUCGGCGCCAGCCACGCAACCAGCCUCUCCGCCAGAAACAUCAUCAUCGGACAUGGCUCCAGCUUCCCCGAGAAAUUCGCUGAUCAAAAGUUUGACGGGGCUUUUGGGCUUGGUCGGAGAGCACCCGACCAAUUCAAAGCGCCACUCGAGCAGUUGGCCGAGAACGGAGUGAUUGCGUCGCCUUUGGCUACGCUCUCCAUUCCUGAUGCGGCUGGGAAUGGAUACGCGACUAUCGGACGGAUCGAUGAGACUUAUUGCGACUUCGGCAAAGACAAAACUUUUGCUGUCGUGUCCGAUGAUAGCUGGAAGAUCGCGUUGAAGGCCGCGUAUUUCGGAGGCAAAGAAUACCUUCGUGGAUAUACGGUAAGAAAGAUACGGUCAACUUUUAGACACAGGCUCUGAACUUUCGAAAAAAAUUUAAUCUCGAAAGCUAUACAUUUUUUCAGGCCACAAUCAACACCGACUCCCCAUAUCUUUACGUUCCUGAAGCCGCCUGGGACUGGGUGAAAGGACGUCUGACCUACGAACAAGCCACGGACAAGUACACUGUCUCCUGCAGAAGAGGAAAAGAGAUCUUUUUGUCAACCACUUUCCAUGUCGGCGGCCGCACUUUCAGCGCCUUCACCGUUCCGCAGAAUCAGAUCUUGGUGGACAAGCGGAAUGAUCAUUGCGAAGUCAAUGUGAGAAGUUCAGGAAAGGCCAACGAGUUCGUUCUCGGAAGGCCGUUUUUGAACCAACGUUGCGUGGUGUUUGACUACCGCGGAUAUCUGGGCAUUGCCGAUGUGAGAAAGCCCAAGUACACACUGAACUAA